Molecule: messenger RNA, 876 nt
Organism: Puccinia triticina
Lineage: Eukaryota; Fungi; Basidiomycota; Pucciniomycetes; Pucciniales; Pucciniaceae
Exons: 7
Coding region: 1-876 (291 amino acids)
Biological process (GO): regulation of peroxisome size; peroxisome fission
Cellular component (GO): peroxisomal membrane
Source: RefSeq, a predicted model, not a curated record
AUGGACAUUAUUACGUCAGUGGCGGCGGACUCGAGCUCCAACUUCGGAGUGUCAUCACUUUCGACAACAAUCGUCACGGUCACCGUCAACUACACAAACAGCAUACCGUCUGGCGGCCCAUCCAUCAUGGCUAGUAUCGCAAACCAAGUCAUCUUCCAUCCCGUUAUUUCCAGCUCUCUGAAGGUGGGAAACACAACUGUCGGUCGUGAUAAACUUUAUCGUACCAUCCAGUAUUUUUCUCGCUUCUUAGUCUGGUAUUUCGAGAAAAACGGAUAUGAUAAACAAACGAUCAUGAGGUUCAACAACCUCAAAUCAGCACUGGGAGUUUCUCGAAAACUCAUGCGACUUGGGAAACCCUUGGAGCAUCUGCAAGCUGCGCUCAAAGUGACCAAGGAAAUCUCUGACCCGGUUGUCGGGGUCUGUGCGGUCGGUCGGCAAAUAUCAUAUGCAAUCUAUCUGUUCAAUGACAUGAUGAUCUGGGCUGACAAGAUCAAGUUUAUCACACUCGAUAAAGUCGAUCUGGCAUUGGUCAACAAGCGAGCAGCCCAAUUCUGGAUGGCUGGGAUCUCGUUAAAUGUGAUCAGUGGGAUCUACAAGCACCAACAAGUUCAAUCUAAACUUCGCAAGAUAAAACGAGCCAACAAGUCGUUCGGAGAACAUGAAAAAGAGGAAAAGAAGCACCAGAUUCAGUCCAUCUCUGCUCAAGCUUUCGCUGUACGAUUGCAAUUACUCCAAGAUUUCUGUGAUAUUCUUUCGCCUUCGUCUACGUUAGGCUAUCAUUCCCUGAACGAUGGGGUGAUUGGUGGAGCAGGAGUCAUUUCCUCAUUGCUAGGUCUCAGAUCUCAAGUGAACAAGGUCCUUGGAAGCGGAAUGUGA